UGUGAGCCUCUUAUAUAUAUUUGGGUACUUCUGGUUCUCUCUCUUCACAAACCACAACAAACCCAGCUCAGUAGAUCACUGUUGGACGUCCCAAAAAAUGGUUGCCCUAGUAACCCAGCAAAACCCAGCACCUCUAGGAGAAAAGGAAGAACAAUUCCAAGACCAAGAUCCCUACGAAGCUGAGGAAACCCUAUCUCUCUGCGAUCUCCCCAGACACAGUGACUCAGCUUGUUGGGAUGACUUCUCCAAAGACUACCAAAGCUCAUCGUUCGACCGCGACGAAGACAACUUCUUUGAGUUCUUCAGCGAGGAGUUCACCCCCUCGACGUACCCAGCAGAGAAGGACAUAAUCUUUUGUGGAAAACUCAUACCCUACAACAAAGAAGCACCAAAAUUUGCAGCAGAAAAAGGUCAUCAGAAGAUCAAGAGCCAAGAAACCGGAAGCAACGCGAGAAGCGUCAACUUUUCGAAGAAGAAAGGAUUUUUUAGGUCGUGGAGGUCUUACCACUUCCACAAGGUAACCAAACCCUCCAAAACGGCCAAGACUUCGAAGCCGGAAAGUCCCACACCGACAAGUUACAGAAAGUGUGAGGUGAAUAAAGUGUCUAUACUUUCCAAAACGCCGUCGAAGUCUAAGUGGUAUGUUUUGAUGUUUCAAAUGGCGAGGCUUCCGUCGGAGAUGGAGCUGAAAGACAUAAAAAACCGGCAGAGCCGGCGGAGCCCUUCGACAAUGUUUAGGUCCUUUGAUGAAGAGAGUGAUGAGAUUGCCGGGGCUAAGGGUACUAAGGGAAUUAAAAGUGAUGGUAAUAGUAGGACAAAGGGGUUGUGGGGGCUGUUGAGGGCGGCGGUGGGGUGUGGCAGCCCACAUGCAGACGCCGUUGUAAGGGAAGGCCUUCUUUAUUAGCUGGUGUCAGUUCGAGUUGCCGAAUUUUGAUUGGUGCUCAGCUCACACGUGCGGGAUUUCUUAGGUAGCCCAGAUUGACCUUGCAAUCUUAAUUUGUGGGAUGUUCAUUGUAUUAUACACAUGGGGAGGAUAGGAGAAUAUUAUGAGGAAGCAUAUAUAAGAUAGUGACUUAUAUAACCAAAUUUUCGCAAUAUUAGAAUCCUACAUUUUGUAAUUUUAUUUUUUUGUAAUUGGAUGAAUGAAUAUGACUAAUUGGAACCCCAUAA
Molecule: messenger RNA, 1170 nt
Organism: Malus domestica (apple)
Lineage: Eukaryota; Viridiplantae; Streptophyta; Magnoliopsida; Rosales; Rosaceae
Source: RefSeq, a predicted model, not a curated record